AUGGUGAUGGUCAAAUACAUUUUUCUUGCCCUUCAUGCAACCUUAUUGGCGUCAAUUGCAGCUCUAGUUAACAAAAGAGUUUCCGAACCAUACAUGCAAGAAAAGGCCCAACGUUACUGUGAGGGAGAUUAUCGGAGCUGGGACCCGAAAUUAACUACACCUCCAGGCUUAUAUGUAAUAAGCAACAUUAUUAUCAUCUUGCCAUUUCUUAAUUGCUCUACUUCGAUUCUGCGUGCAAUCAACCUUGGAUUUGCGCUUGGUCUUUAUCUAGUGAUAUGGCGAAUUCUUGCUCGAUUGCAUCCGUAUCAAAACGAUUAUGUUCGUAGUUUCAACGCGUUCACAUUGAGUUUGUUUCCGGUUGGGUGGUUUUAUAAUUUCUUGUAUUAUACCGAUUCCGGAUCUACUUUUUUUGUGUUAUUGGCUUAUUUGAUGGCUAUUGAGAAAAAGAUAAAGAUUAGCGCUUUGAUGGCUACAGCCAGUAUAUUUUUUAGACAAACAAAUGUAAUUUGGUUACUUUUCAUCUUGGGAGUAUCGAUUGUAAAUGCGUUGUCUGAUACAAAAAAAAAUCAAAAAUCUGAUGAGAAUAAACAAUUAUUGAUAGUCAAGGCUAUAAAUAUAGAUUCGUUGGAACAAUCCUUUCAACAAAUCGCAAAUUUCAUUCAACUGGCACUCCAAAAUAUAAUAUUUCUUUUGAAAUCUUUUUUCCCAUUUCUGCUCAGUCUGAUUGGAUUUACGAUAUUUCUUAAAUGGAACGAUGGAGUUGUCUUGGGAGAUAAAUCUAAUCACAUAGCGAGAAUGCAUUUCCCACAAAUAUUUUAUUUUGUUUGCUUUACUUUUGGAUUUGGAUCACCGCUUGUUUUCCGAUUCAGUAAUUUCAAUUUGAUGCCUGAUUUUGUGAAUAUUCGAUCUCCUGGGUAUGAACAUCCCUUCCUACUUAGUGAUAAUCGCCAUUAUACUUUUUACGUUUGGAAGAACAUUUAUCGCCGUCACGUAAGCGUGAAAUACCUAUUGAUCCCCGUUUACGUGAUUCUUAUAAAGAUCCUAUGGGUUGCAUUAGCAAAUAAUCAGUCCUUUCUGUGGAUCCUGAUUUACACAGCUGGCACCUGCCUCUCAUUAAUUCCAUCGCCAUUACUAGAAUUCCGGUACUUUAUCAUCCCCUUUUUCAUUUACAGAUUACACAUUCGACAGCCAACUACAUCAACUACUAUCACGCCAGAACUGCAACACCUAGUACUAGAAUUUCUUCUGUACGCAUGUGUAAAUAUCGUGACUGGCAUUUUGUUUUUAUGGCGUCCGUUUGUUUGGGAGCAGGAAGAAGGCAAAUUGCAACGUUUUAUGUGGUGA
This is a messenger RNA of Ambispora gerdemannii, 1344 nucleotides long. The record is from the annotation of a GenBank genome assembly. NCBI's taxonomy places the organism in Eukaryota, Fungi, Glomeromycota, Glomeromycetes, Archaeosporales, Ambisporaceae.